ACAUACCUCUGUCGUUAGCUUUGAUUGGUUAGCCUGUUUCUGCAGAAUAUGGUUAGGUAGACCCAGAGGUUAAGUGGGUUUGCCGGCUCACCUUGGAUCAUGGCGGUGCUUACCCCCAUUCUUGCGCUCUUGUACUCGGCUCCGGGACUAUGGCGUUGGAUUUCUCAGCCAUAUUAUCUCCUCUCUGCGCUGCUAUCCGUCUCCUUUCUUCUGAUCAGGAAGGUACCCCCUGUGUGCGAACACCUCCCGACCCAACGAGAAGAUGGAAACCCUUGUGACUUUGAUUGGAGGGAGGUUGAGAUCCUCAUGUUCCUCAGUGCAAUCGUCAUGAUGAAAAAUAGACGCAGCAUAACAAUUGAACAACACCUCGGCAAUAUCUUCAUGUUCAGUAAAGUAGCCAACGCUAUCCUAUUCUUCCGCCUGGACCUACGCAUGGGACUGUUGUACGUGACUCUCUGCUUAGUCUUCCUCAUGACGUGUAAGCCUCCUCUGUAUAUGGGGCCUGAACAUAUUAAGUAUUUCAACGACAAAACAAUAGAGGAGGAGAUGGAGUCUGAUGGACGUGUCUCGUGGAUCAUAGAGUUCUUUGCCAACUGGUCAUCAGAAUGUCAGUCCUUUGCUCCUAUUUAUGCAGAGUUAUCUCUGAAGUAUAACUGUGCUGGAUUAAAAUUUGGAAAGGUUGAUAUAGGAAGAUAUCCUGAUGUCAGCACCAGAUAUAAUGUCAGUACAUCACCAUUGUCCAAGCAACUGCCGACCCUCAUUCUAUUUCGAGGGGGGAAAGAGAUUAUGAGGAGACCUCAAGUUGAUAAGAAAGGUCGGGCUGUGUCAUGGAGCUUUAACCAGGAAAACGUAAUUCGCGAAUUUAACUUAAAUGAGCUGUAUCAAACGGCAAAGAAGGUUUGGAAACAGAAAGAUGAGACAGAUGCUCCCCUGGAAAACGAGAAGACGGACACAGAGGGCAAAAAGAACCAGUGACUUGACUUUAUCGCCAGGCCUUGUGGCGACCUAUGUCAGCAUAUCUUGCAGUAGCUGACUUCGGAAACUUUGCUAUGUUGUUGUAUGUCGAGUGCUUGUCAUCCUGCUUUUUAUAAGUUGUCACUUAGUGUGGUGUUGGUUUCCACUUUUAUGAUUUGAUAACUUUCAGAAACUGCUGAUCCAUUUGUAUUAACACCAAUAAACACACUGAAAAGACAA
This is a messenger RNA of Spea bombifrons (plains spadefoot toad), 1194 nucleotides long. It is a transcript of the gene TMX2, whose product is annotated as thioredoxin related transmembrane protein 2. The transcript has 8 exons. The record is from RefSeq and is a predicted model, not a curated record. Gene Ontology annotation, biological process: brain development. Lineage: Eukaryota; Metazoa; Chordata; Amphibia; Anura; Pelobatidae. Bases 100 to 975 code for a protein of 291 amino acids. Gene Ontology annotation, molecular function: disulfide oxidoreductase activity. Gene Ontology annotation, cellular component: membrane-bounded organelle.